AUGAAAUCAAUUUCAUUUUAAGGCAACAUCUCGAUUGAAGAUUUAUCUAAUAAGAGAAUUAAUCUAGAUACAUAGUUAAAGCUUUCUGAUGAUUAAUAUGUUCGUAAUAUUUUACCAUUAAGAAUUCAAAAUUUUGAAAUUAAACGAUUAGAAUGGAAAGAUUUUAUUGGUAAACCAGAUGAUGAAUCUCCUUGGAUUGCUCAUUGUUAUUGGAACAAUUCUUACGAAUAUUACUUUAAUCAAGAUAGAGAAUAAGUUAAUUACAGAGAAUAAUCUCCAUUGCGUUUACCAAGAAUACCAUUACAAUAAAUUAAUUAAGUUAAUUAGUUAAAUAUCAAAACAGAAAGUGUAAGGACAUCUAGUGUUAAUAAAAUUAAAAGAUUACCUACCCCAACUAUUAGUUCAUCACCUUAAAGAGCUGUUAAUAGAAGUAAUUCAAGUUCUGCAUUAAGAAAAUAAUCCCCAAGUGUUCAAAAAAUUAAAUUAAAUGUUAAAUGUAAGUUUCUUGAAAAAUCUUGGGCUAAAUCCAAAAAAGAUGAUUUAUUAUUAGAACAUGAAACAGGACAUUAUUUAAUUGGUUGUCUAUCUGCUUUAGAAUUUAAAAGAAAAGUAGAAUGCUCUGAUGUAAUGAAAUCAAAUAAUCAUUAAUAAUAAAUUAGGAAUAUUUUUAGAUAGAAUUUAAAGGAAUACAUACAAAUUGAAAAAGAUUAUGAUGAAGAAACUAAUCACUAUAAAGAUGUUGAAAAAUAAAAAAUGUGGAAUAGAAAAUUAAAGGAAUAAUUACUAUUUUAUGAAUGUUAUUUUAAUCAUUGA
Molecule: messenger RNA, 813 nt
Organism: Paramecium pentaurelia
Lineage: Eukaryota; Ciliophora; Oligohymenophorea; Peniculida; Parameciidae
Source: the annotation of a GenBank genome assembly